This is a messenger RNA of Synchiropus splendidus (mandarinfish), 2278 nucleotides long. It is a transcript of the gene klf9, whose product is annotated as Kruppel-like factor 9. The transcript has 2 exons. Gene Ontology annotation, biological process: regulation of transcription by RNA polymerase II. Bases 367 to 969 code for a protein of 200 amino acids. Gene Ontology annotation, molecular function: DNA-binding transcription factor activity, RNA polymerase II-specific; RNA polymerase II cis-regulatory region sequence-specific DNA binding. NCBI's taxonomy places the organism in Eukaryota, Metazoa, Chordata, Actinopteri, Syngnathiformes, Callionymidae. The record is from RefSeq and is a predicted model, not a curated record.
UUCCGCGAAAUAGUUUCUUGGAGUUGAGGGAGUGAAGCGGCGCUGCGUGGAACCGGGACACGAGCGUGGCAGGGAGGUGGAAUGGACGUCUCCUCGCCUGCUCCCACUUUAACGACGUGUUGACCCAGAUAUUAUCGGAGGGAAGCGCUGGCGAACUGAAGGAGAAGUGCGGGCCCGGUGUGGUGCUGUAGUUUAGCCGCGCUCCCGAAGGAAACGUUUGCGGGUCAGUCACAUUGAAGGAGACACGUGUGGACUCUUCACCACAUGUUUCCUGGGAGGAAUCGAACCUGACUCUUUUGGGACGCCACCAGCACCACCUCCUCCUCGGACUCGAUAGUUUAUUUUGAAGUCACUACAGGCGGAGCGAUGUCGGAGCUGACGGCUAACCUGCUUCCCAGUCUCCCGGAGGACACCCUGAAAGAGAACCAGGAGAACCGGACUUUACUCAUGGUGGCCAUGAUCCUUCUGGACUUGAACAAAUGCAGCCCCGGUGCCGGACCGGAUGAGAAGGAUCCGGCCCACCGGGCUGAGGAGGGCAGCCGGGGGUCGACUCUGACCAAGCAGAGCAGGAAGAGCCCACCGCGGCGGCAGGAGACUCCAGAGAAGAGGCACGGCUGCCCCUUCUCCGGAUGCGGGAAGAUGUACGGAAAGUCCUCGCACCUGAAGGCCCACCUGCGGGUCCACACCGGCGAGCGCCCUUUCGAGUGCACAUGGCCCGAUUGUGGCAAGAAGUUUUCCCGCUCUGAUGAGCUGACUCGGCACUACCGCACCCACACGGGUGAGAAGCGCUUCAGCUGUCCCAUGUGCGACAAAUGCUUCAUGCGGAGCGACCACCUGACCAAGCACGCCCGCCGCCACGUAGGCUUCCAUCCCAGCAUGCUCCAGGGCCCCGGAGCGGCCAAGAGACGCCGGUGCUCCUUCAGCGUGUCGUCGUCUGACUCAGGGGAGCUGAGCCCCAACAGGGAGUAGCACCUCAGGGUUGGUGCCUACAGGUAGAUGGCGAACGAAGCCAGGACGUGCCAACUGGCGCGCUGCACUACAACCAGCUUGACCACUAUCAGAUCAUCCUGCAAACACUGACGUCCGUUAGAACCUGAAGCUCCUCAAACACGAGCGCCCCGUAAUCCCUGAGGUGUUUGCCUUCGCAAAAGGUCGUUCGGCUCGGUUUGCACAUUUGUAAUUAUCUCAUGAUUUUUCUCAACAUUCUUGAAUUUGCUCGCCACGUUUGAAUGUCAUGGACUCUUAGGAACUCUACAGCUAUUGAGGCUUGUAUUUCACAAGUACAAGUCCUACUGUUGUUGGUCAACACGAAUGUACAUCGCAGCAGUAUUAUCGUGUAAAUAGAUAAACAGACUACCUUCUAGGUGAAUGAUUUACUCAAGAACCCUAAUCUAAGUGUUGUUAGAGAGUUGUAAAGUAUAUUUAAUUUCAUGUGUGUCACUUGAAAGCAACAUAAUCUUUAAAAUGUCGGGGGUCUGUACUAGUGUAGAUUAAAUAGUGUAACGAAAUCGCACCAAAGUACCUUUAGAAAACCUAUAUCUAUAUAUGGAAACCUUGUUUUAGGAGAUUUUAUGAUUUAAAACAAAUGUAAUAGUAAAGGAGGACGGUUGAUGACAGCAGUUACACUAUGAAUUGUUUUAAUCCUCAGUUGCAUAAUUGUCUUACAUGUUUUAAAAGGGAGGUUGUUUUUUUUUUUUUUUUUGAUGACAUUGCCUUUGUCUUACAUCAGUUCAUAUCAGUAAAGGAUACCAGUAACUUCUCAGACCAACAGUGCCAGUUUAAGUGCUGUGAGACUUGACUUGUUUGGAUCACAUUCUGUCAGGGAAUAUUUCGUUUCUAUACACUUUGGUGACAGCUCCCCCUGGUGGUGACGCGGAAGCACAAUGAGCAAUACACUUUUGUAACGGAGCGUUCACAUUCUCCGGAAAUGUUUCUUCAUCCGAUCCGUCAUGUAGCAUGUUUCUAUGGAUUUAUUUGGUACAGUGUUUUUAUUUAUACUGUUUAUAGUCACGGAAUGAGGGGUUUUUGUGUUUUUGUUACCUUGAACUGAAUGCUUUAAAAUGUCCACGCAUCUGGUGGCAAACCACACGUUUGAAAUGCUGUUUAUUUUCCUGACAACUGUGAUUACAUGUCUGUGCCUUUCAGGUCGAAGCCCUCACUUCUGAUACUACUGUACUGUAAUCGGGGAGUGUCAGCGCCAACCCUGCUCACAUUAGCCAUAUUGUGUAAUAAUUUUCAAAUAUAUUAACAUUAAAAUUAUUUUUUAUUUCUACUCCUA